AAGUACCUGAGGGAGUGUCACAGCUACAUGGAUUUCACAAAAAACCAAACCGCGAUCCGAACUUUACACUACCCGCCUGCAGGACAGAAUCGCGUGUUUCAAUCAGGUCAACUACGUUGUGGAGAACACGCAGACUACGGGAGCCUCACACUGUUGUUCCAAGACUCCCCGGGACUUGAGAUUAUGACCGAAGCUGGCAAAUGGAUCCCUGUUUCCCCCGUGGCCGGAACUGUAGUAAUCAACAUUGGUGACAUGCUCCAGAGAUGGAGCUCAGACAGAUUGCCAUCGACCAGACAUCGAGUCACAUUCGGUGGGAAAGAGGAAAAAAGCGUCCCUCGGCAGUCCUUAGCGUUAUUCAUGAACCCGGAUACGGACACAGUGAUUCGGUGUUUAGAUGGAUCUGACAAGUAUCAGCCAGUCACCAUGAAAGAAUACUUGGCCAUGAAGCAUAAGGCUGCAUACUGUUCAGACUGAAAUACCAUUUCUGCAUUUAGCUAACACACACACUACUACAAUGCUGUAAGACAGCAGUAA
Molecule: messenger RNA, 534 nt
Organism: Lingula anatina
Lineage: Eukaryota; Metazoa; Brachiopoda; Lingulata; Lingulida; Lingulidae
Source: RefSeq, a predicted model, not a curated record